AUGCCCGACACUCCCCAAGUUGCCGCCCCUAACCGGCCAGUAUAUGAUAGAGCAAAAGAAGUGAAGGAGUUCGACGAAACAAAAGCUGGAGUUAAAGGACUCUUGGAUUCUGGUGUAGUCAAGAUCCCCAGAAUGUUCAUCCAUCCACCGCAAAACCUUGAAAAGGCAUCACCAGACACGAGCGGCAUUCACCUCCAAGUUCCUCUGAUAGAUCUCAAAGACUUAGAAAGUGGCCGAAGGAUGGAGAUUGUCAAGGAUAUUUGUAAAGCAGCAGAAACAUGGGGCUUCUUUCAAAUGGUCAAUCAUGGAAUCCCACUUAGUGUCAUGAAAGACUUGAUAGAAGGUGUGCGCCGAUUCCAUGAGCAACCUAAUGAGCUGAAGAUGAAGUGGUACUCGCGUGACUCUAGGCAAAGAGUAAGGUAUUACUGCAACGGUGAUCUUCACAUAUCAAAAGCUGCAAAUUGGAGGGACUCUAUUGUUUGUCAUUUCCACGACUCUGUGCUGGAAUCUGAUGCAUUACCUCUGGUUUGCAGAAAAUCAAUAGGUGAUUACAUGGAACACAUGGUUGGAUUGAAGGAGACACUGUGUAUGUUACUAUCACAGGCACUAGGACUUAGCAGUGAUUUCCUUACAAGCAUUGAUUGCAUGAAAACUGCUGCGUUAGUGUGCCACUAUUACCCCUUCUGCCCUGAGCCAGACUUGACUAUAGGUACCACCAAGCAUUCAGACCCAUCCUACCUAACUAUACUCCUGCAAGACAACAUUGGUGGCCUCCAAGUACUCCAUCAAAAUACUUGGGUUGAGGUGGUCCCUAUUGAAGGAGCCCUAAUAGCAAACAUCGGAGAUCUUAUGCAGCUAAUCACCAACGACAAGUUCAAAAGUGUGGAGCACAGAGUACUGGCAGGACAAGUCGGCCCACGGAUAUCAUCAGCGUGUUUCUUUUAUCCAAGUACUGCCAACAAAUUCAAACCAUGCGGGCCAAUAAAGGAGUUCAUUUCCGACAACAAUCCACCUCUAUACAGGGAAACUAGUCAUGGAGAAUAUCACACUUACUACAGUUCCAAAGGACAAGAUGGUACUUCAGCUCUCCCUCACUUUAGGUUACAAUGAGACCAUGUUACUAAUAGAUAUAUCCGACAUUACAACAGCUUCUCAGUUUGCUCUUAGAAAUACUAUAGAACCGUAUCAGCAUGUAAUAUGGCAAAUAAAUUCAUGACUACCCCCUUCAGUACUAGUCAAUCUUCAAAA
Cornus florida is the source of this 1248-nucleotide messenger RNA. RefSeq names its product 1-aminocyclopropane-1-carboxylate oxidase homolog 1-like. NCBI's taxonomy places the organism in Eukaryota, Viridiplantae, Streptophyta, Magnoliopsida, Cornales, Cornaceae. The transcript has 3 exons. Bases 1 to 1110 code for a protein of 369 amino acids. The record is from RefSeq and is a predicted model, not a curated record.